AAAGAAAACAAAAGCUUUUAAACGUCACUUUCCAAUUUACCGACUGCAGUACAUUUUUUCUAGAACUCAAAGUUAUGGAGACACGGUAUAACCAACUUGUCCUGAUCUCAAAACGCGCUGAAGCUGCAAACAACAGAAUAAAUGAAAUAAUAAACACUUUAGGUUGGGAUCGUCAAGAUCUUAAGAAACGAUACUCUAGAGAUAUUCUACACAAAAGCCAUAGCGCCAAGAAAAAAAAGAGUUCACUUUUCUUCUACAAAAACGCAUCUUCAGUCAUUUCUUUUGUCGAUACACAAUGGACAGAAGAACACAAGAAUAUCAUUGAUGCCAGUCUGCUGAAGUCAUUGCAAGAAUCCAAAAUUGAAAAAUGUCAACUUUAUGAUCAGGUGAUACAGCGAUCUAAUCAGUUAAGGCAACCAUCCAAUAGCAACAUUCAUGAUGACAUUAGCCAAAUUGUGUAUGAAAAGCAGCAAAAAGAGAAAAAGAAACGAAAAGAGCAAGAAAGAAGCAACAAACCCAAGAAGCAUCGAAUCAAGAUGAAAGUCAUUUCAGCAACAGAGCUUCAAAAAGAGCUUAUUGAUGCUUAUAUGCAGACCCAAAAUAAAAAUUAGCCCUGUUUUUUGUCAUUCAAACUCAGCUACAAAGGUAUCAUGAUCCAAGAGCUCUUUAAUAUGCC
Molecule: messenger RNA, 676 nt
Organism: Gilbertella persicaria
Lineage: Eukaryota; Fungi; Mucoromycota; Mucoromycetes; Mucorales; Choanephoraceae
Exons: 4
Coding region: 75-611 (178 amino acids)
Source: RefSeq, a predicted model, not a curated record